This is a messenger RNA of Paramecium tetraurelia, 2877 nucleotides long. RefSeq lists its product as uncharacterized. Lineage: Eukaryota; Ciliophora; Oligohymenophorea; Peniculida; Parameciidae. The record is from RefSeq and is a predicted model, not a curated record. The transcript is spliced from 5 exons.
AUGUAUCAGAUAUUAUAAUAUCUGAUUCUAUUUGUGGAAGAUAAGGUUGUUUAAAUAUUGAAAAAAGUAAUGUUUAAAACAGAAGAUUGUUAGAGUCAAAGGAGAAAUUCAUUUAAUAAUUAGAAUAGGAGUUCUCAAUAAAUAAAUACCUUUGCUAAAACAACUCUGGAACAAAUGGAACAUAUGCAGAAUUGUCUAUUUUAAUUUAAUAAUGCAUAAUAAUCGGGAGGAGCUGUUUACGUUAAAGAAAGUGAUGAAUUAUUGAUAACCAAUAGUUGGAUACUGAAGAAUUAAGCAAAGAUGGGAGGUGGACUGUAUUUGGAAGAUUCAAACGACUUAGAUUAUCUAGCACUCCAAACCAAAAUCAGCAAUAAUUCUGCCAAACUUUUUGGUGAUAAUGUUGUUGCAAUUCCUUAGAAACUUACAUUAGCUUAAUUUGAUGAAAAGACCUUAUUUGAAACUGUAUAAAUUAUAAACACAGAUAAUAUUCUAAUUGAAUAAGUGAAACAAUAAUUAUAGUAGAUUCAAUUCGAUAAUGAAAUUCAACUUCCAAGUGGGUAAAAGAUUUCUAGUUAUGCUAAAUUCGAUAAGCAUACUAGAUCAGUUAUUGCUUAAGGUAGAGAUUAAUAAGUUAUUAAAAAUCUUAGAAACACAUAUUGUACGAUAGAAAGUAGAAUAUUGAAUAAAUCCAAUAAUGAUGAUAGUGGGAUCUUCUCAAAUAAUCUAACGAACAUUUAGAAAGUGUUAUUUAAUGAAACUACUCAAGAUUAUAACUUAGAUGAAUUAAUUGUUUAUUUUAACAAUGAAUAGCCUCCAAAUAUUGUAUUAUAGCUAUAAUUCUCGUGUGAUUCAGUAAUCGUCCCAAUAUAUAAUAAAGAGUACCCUUAUAAUAUAUUGAAUAAACAUACAAACUAUCAUUUAAGAGUGAAUAUCAAAACUUUUGAUUGUUAAUAUGGAGAAACAAAAAAUUAUACAGACUUUUCAUGUAUCCCAUGUAACAGUGAGCAAGGAUUAUUUUCUUUAAAAAUUGAUUCUUAGAAAUGUGAAAUCAAAGAUGAUAUCUCAACAAUAAGUGUUUAGUCUGCUUUAUUGAAUUUAAAAGCUGGAUAUUGGAGACCAUAUUUUGAAACCAAUCGAAUUAGUAAUUGCAUAAACAAACCUGAGAAUUGUUUAGGAGGAUGGAUUGAAGGUGAUACAUCAUGUCUCAAAGGCCAUAUAGGGGCUUUAUGUGAAGAAUGUGAUUUAUAUGCUAUUAGAGAAGGAACUCACUUUUCAACCAGUUAAAAGUACUCCUGUGCUUCAUGUUAAGAAACAUCUAGGAAUUUCAUCUUGAUCGCUUUUGUGACUAUAUGGACUUUAAUAUCAAUUUUCAUAUCAGUUUAAAGUAAUCUAAAGUCUAUUAAAUAAUCAAUUAGAGUCACGAGUGUCCUUCUUAUUAAAUUAGCAGCAAUUUAAAUCAGUAAUUAAUCAGCAAUUUUAAUCAAAAUAUUAACUAACUAUCUGCAAAUUUUGGCUGCUAUCGCUACAUUUAAAUUGAAAUUACCAAUCUAAUUUCAAAGUACUAUUGAUACUGCAGGAUCGCCAGUUUAAACAAUGACAUAUUCAAUGGAUUGCUUUUUAGCUACCCUUUUCUCAUUUGAAAUUCAAUAUGCCCGAAUGAUUUGGUAAAUUAUACUGCCUUUUAUUUAUAUCAGUUUCUUCUUCACAUGCUACUUAAUUGCAAUUAAAUUUAAACUUGCUAGUUAUAAUAAGAGCGUUAUUACAACCACUAUUAUAUACAUGUACAUCUAUUUACAAACGAGUUUAGUCGGAGGAUUUGCCCAACUUAUAUCCUAUAGAAACAUUUCAGGAUACUAGUGGAUCUAAGCAAAUACUUCCUAAAGAUUCGACACCUCUUAUCACUAUAGGUGGAUUCUCUAAUUUUGUAUUCCUAUGCUUACUCUUUUAUCAAUUAUAAUCCCAUCUUAUUUCCUAUUUAGUUUGAACAGAAACUCUGAAAAUUUGGAUAAGAAUCAUGUAAAAUCAUAAUGGGGUUAUUUGUAUAAUGAAUACAAGUACAACGCUUAUUUUUGGGAAUUAAUCAAAAUUGCAUAAAAAUAACUAAUGAUGAUUUGCCUAAUUUAUUAUGAUGAUAAUGUAAUCUUAAAAGCCACUAUGGUUGCAAUCAUUAUUGUAGUUUAUUUAGAAUUAAGUAAGAAAUAUAAGCCCUAUAAUCGUGAUUAACUAAAUAACUUAGAUUGUUAAACUAUGAAUACAUGUUUGGCCACAAUAAUUUUAGCAGCUGGCAUUUAUAUUUCAGAAUCCACUAAUGUGGCUGAAGUAAAAAUUCCAUAUUUUAUGUUAAUUGCUAUAUUGAAUAUCUUAAUUUCUUAUAUUUUAAUAUCCAAAAUUGUAGUGGAAUAUUUCAAAAAGGCAGGUCUUACGAUGGAAAGAGUAGAAAAAUUCAAAUAAUAUAUCAGAGAAGUCUUUCCUUUUCUUAAUAGAGUUCCAUUUAUAUCAAGAUUAUUAAUGGACAAUAGAAAUAAAAGAAAAAGAAUUGCAGAAUUAUAUAUGAAAUUAAAAUAAUUUUUAAUAUCAUAAGCUAGAGAGAUAAUUUUAUUCAAGAGUUCUUAGUUGAAACUAGACAGUCAUAGAAGUUCAGAUCAAUAAAUUCACACAAAUCAAUUAAGCUUAAGAAGCUUACAUCUUGGCAAAGAUUAAGAAUAUUUAAUUAGAGAAUCCUUAAAAUAAUCUUCAUUAAAUACUCCUAAGAAUGUUUUGGAUUCAAAUGUUUUCGAUUAAAUAAAUUUAAAACGAAAUGAAUAAUUGAAGUCUAAAUUUAAUACUUAAACGUAAUUAAAUAAUAACGAGAAAUUUAAUGAUAAUAAGGAGGAAUGA